AUGGCGGCGAUGGCGGCGGCGGGGCCCGGGCCGGGGGCGGCGGGGGUCGCGGGCCGCUUGGCGGGGCUGUCGCUGGUGCAGCUGAAUGAGCUGCUGGAGGACGAGGAGCAGCUGACGAGCAUGGUGCAGGAGAUGGAGGAGACAGAGAACGUUCAGCUUAACAAAGAGAUGACUCUUGCCAACAACCGAAGCCUGGCAGAAGGAAAUCUUUUGUACCAACCACAGCUGGAAACUUUGAAAGCCAGUUUGACCCAAAAAUACCAGGAGCUACAGGUUCUCUUUGAAGCCUAUCAGAUCAAGAAAACCAAAUUAGAUCAGCAGUCCAGCAGUGCUUCUCUGGAGACGUUGCUAGCCCUUCUUCAAACAGAGGGAGCCAAGAUUGAAGAAGAUACAGAGAACAUGGCGGAGAAGUUCCUUGAUGGAGAGGUCCCACUCGAUUCAUUCAUCGAUGAAUAUCAAAAUAAACGGAAACUAGCCCAUUUACGUCGAGUAAAAAUUGAGAAACUUCAGGAAAUGGUGCUUAAGGGCCAGAGACUUCCAAAGGCCCAAGUCCAGCUGCAGCCCAGGGUGCCAGAUCCAACACCAGUUCCUAUGGUGCCCUACCCAGCUUCAGAUGCCAGUGUGCCCCCGUCUGUUGUGCCCCGGCGCAUCCCUCCACCACCACCCCCAGUCCCUGCUGGACGGUUCGCGACUCCAUUUACAGUGGCCAUGGGAUCAGGACAGGCUCUUCCUUACCCAGGAUUACAGUGCCCUCCUCUUCCCCCCAGGGUGGGCCUUCCAUCUAUUGGUCACAAUCCUCAGCCAGGAUACCCUCCUCAGUUUGCAUCACCAUACCCUCCGGCCCUUCCUCAGAGACCUCCUCCGAGGCUUCCUCCACAUCCUGGCUUCAUCCUUCAGUGAGUCUGCAGCUGCACCUCCAUCCCUGGGUCAGUGCUUAGAGUUUGUAUUACUCCUUCCCGUGAAACUCUUUCCCCAUCUGUUGGGGAACCUUCUGGGCUCUGCACGCAUGGGAGGAGAAAAAGGUCAGACUGUCUUGUCUGGGGGCUCCAUUUCUCAUGGGGCAAGAAUGUGCUGUGUUUUUAGAAUCCUAGUUCCUUUGGUAGGUAGUAUGAUGCCACUUGAUUUGUAUAAGUCCAGCAGGUUUUAUAAGCUGGGCUGGAGAAAGAAGCUGACCUACUCUAGGUUUGUUUGUGGCUCUCAGUGAGAUCUCUUAAUGUUCUAGUGCUGAGAAAUUUGGGUUACGAGAAAAGCUUAGGUACCUGCCCUCGUUCCAGCCACAUCUAGAAUUGUGUUCCCGUUGCAGUUCACUUCAGCAUGUUUGAUUCUAGUUUGGUUUUCAAAAGCCAAUUCCAUAUUGAUCAGGCCAGUAUUGGGUGGUAACUGCCUUUGCUUGGGGGCAAAGCAGCACUCAGGCUCUCUGCUGCUUUUAAAAUCCCAGGUGGGCACAGUGGGUAUUAAAUUGGGUGUAUUUACUUUCUACAUGGAAUCUGAUUUGGGGGGAAAAUCAUUACUAGCACCCUCCACCUCUCACCCCCCCCCUCCCAACCUUGCUGCUUUUAAGAUGCUUAGAAGCCGCAACGCAAAGUUUGCACUUGCCUAAAUGCCGUCUCCACCUCCAGAGCCUCAGAAAUCCAGGCCCUAUGGAGAGGACUGGAGAGAGAAGUGGGACCUGGGCUUUUGUAUUAAGGAUUCUAUACCUGAUACUUUCUCUUCAUCCCUGUCCUUCCCAUACCUGACCCCAAAGAGCUCGCCCCCAAUAAUUGCCACUAAGAAAUACUCCAAAAAUAUUUUUACAACUUGUGAAAUUUUCCUGUUUUCUACAAAAAAAAGUUUGAUGCUCACAGCACCAUUCAGGGAAACUAUCCAAAAUAGAGAAUACUUAUCGUGCAGGUAAAAUGCAAAUUCCUCUCUUGCAAGUAAUGCAUUGUUGCACGUGUGUGCCGUGCCUUAGGAUCGAUCACUGUUGGUGAUUGGACUUGUGACCCGGGCUAGCCUUUCCAAUCACCUGGUGGCCAUAGCUUCCUUUUGGACUCAAAGGGCUCCGGAAUAGGCUUGCUCUAGUCUGGCUUGGGAGCGUCUCCUCUAGAGUCGAUGGCUCUCCUUUCAGGGAAAGGCUUUUUCUUAGGAUGGCGCUGAUGUUCAUCCGUCUGCAAAAACAGAAGAAAAACCCUCUCCCGUUGAGCCUGAAAUGUCAUAUUUUCUGCGCUCUGUGUGAUGUGCAGAUGGGGAGAGAUUCUGAAUAUGGUGCUUCAGGAAACAUGGUGUUUGGGGAGCGGGGGAGGGGGGAGGGACUACGGAAAACAUUUCAAAUUGGUUUGCAGGAAGGACCACAGAUGAUGGGGAUGGAUAGAGGAGGCCAAGGUUCUUAGUAGCCACAUCGACAGAUGCUUCCCCUCUGAUAGUGAACUCUGUAUCGUACCAUCUGGUUAAGCCUCAGCCUCAGCGUUGUGGCUGUGGCCAGGGACGCUGCCCAGCUGCUCCGAAAGGGCCUCUGAGCGUCCCCAACCUGAAACAGGCAGGCCUCCCCCACCCCGGGCAGCACGUGUCAGCGGCAGCUUCUGGGGUGUUGAUGGUCAACUUCAAAGAAGGUUUGAAAGGUGCUUGAACUUGGAGAAAGGUCCAGCUGCAAUGGGCGUCCUCUCUGUCUGACUGCUGGCAGCUCGUGCCAACUUUUGUACCCAUUCCUGUAAACAGUUGUGAUUCUGUACUUGAACUCCACUGGACAAUCGACCAUUUUAAAAGAAAACAAACUCUAAUAGGAUGCUAGGUGCCACGUCAGUCAAGUGGACUUGCCAGUUAUUAUCGAUGGUUGAAAUGCCAUUGCUGUUAUACCUCCUCAGCUGUGCUCCACUCUUCAAGGAAAUCUGGCUCCCACAGCCAUCGAGUCAGCAGCCAAAAGUACUUACCUUUGUGGUUUGUUUUUGAGAUUAUAAAAAUGGCACGAAGAGGCUGGCUCUGUCCUCUCCUUCCAGGGGCCACGUAUGGAACUGUGAGUGUAGGUCUGUAGGAAACUUUAAUGAAAGAACUGAUUAUUAAUAAUUAUCUUGUCAUUGUCCGCCUGGGGAAUACUUACAGUAUGUUCUAUUCUAGAAUUCCAGCGAUCAAAGUUCUGGAAGAAACUGGACGAUCAAAACAGCUUAGAUAUGUCUGUGUGCUGCCUCUUCCCAACGGUGCUGGAGUUUGCUUGUUCUCCCUUGUUCAGCGCCCCUGAGUAAUCGAACACUUCACGCUGACUGCCUUUGAAAGAAGGCAACAACAGCUUCCCUUCCUCCUGUUGGGGAACUUCCCUUUUACCCCAGGAACAGAGAAUGGACGUUGAUGGUGGGUUCUCAGAGGUGAUGCUAGUGAGGAGCACCAAAGUACAGGUUUCUGUAAAUCAGCUACCUUGAUCCCAAACACCUGUCUGGGGCAGCUUGACAGGUCGGGUAGGGUCGGGUUGGACAAAUGUGAAAGCCUGAGACGGGCUUAAUCUGAGCUGGGUAACUAAGGGGGGGCCCUUUGUGGAUACCGUGACCUCCGGUUAUUUCCAAUAAACAAUAGAACUUCAACGGCA
Messenger RNA from Trichosurus vulpecula (common brushtail), 3553 nucleotides. It is a transcript of the gene VPS37B, whose product is annotated as VPS37B subunit of ESCRT-I. Bases 1 to 900 code for a protein of 299 amino acids. The record is from RefSeq and is a predicted model, not a curated record. NCBI's taxonomy places the organism in Eukaryota, Metazoa, Chordata, Mammalia, Diprotodontia, Phalangeridae. Gene Ontology annotation, cellular component: ESCRT I complex. The transcript has 4 exons. Gene Ontology annotation, biological process: protein targeting to vacuole; protein targeting to membrane; ubiquitin-dependent protein catabolic process via the multivesicular body sorting pathway.